CGAUGGUGUGACGUCAUCAUCACGCGGCCAGCCACUUGAGCAGUUCCUCGUGAGCAGGGGACCGAUUUCUCUCUACAAUAAGGCUUGAAAUUGUCAUGGCAACAGAGGGGGUGGAAAAGACAAGCGAAGAUGCCCCAGCAGCUGGGAAAGCCAGUACCAGGUAUGACCUGGAGAAGGAGACUGAACUUCGCUUUGAGGUGGAGUCGGGGGAAGCAGCCGAACAAGUUGAGCUGGAGCUCCUCACAGGAAUGGGCGAGGUGUUUGGCUCCGAGCUAAAUAGAAACAAAAAGUACACAUUUGGACCAGGCUCCAAGAUUGCAGUUUUCACCUGGCAAGGCUGCAGUGUGAAUCUUUAUGGGAAGCCAGAGGUGGCUUACGUCUCCAAGGAUACGCCCAUGCUGCUCUAUCUGAACACACAUGCAGCCCUUGAACAGAUGAGAAAACAAGCAGAGCGUGACAAUGAGAGGGGACCAAGGGUGAUGGUGGUGGGACCUACAGACGUUGGGAAGUCAACAGUGUGCCGGCUGCUUCUCAGCUAUGCUGUGAGGGUUGGCAGGAGGCCAACGUUUGUGGAACUCGAUGUUGGACAGAGUGGGGUGUCUGUACCUGGCACAGUGUCAGCGCUGUGCAUUGAGCGCCCAGCAGACGUGGAGGAGGGUUUCUCAGUCCAGGCUCCUUUGGUCUACCACUUUGGCUCUACUACUCCAGGGACCAACAUCAAACUUUAUAACAAGCUGACAUCAUGCCUGGCCGAAGUGUUUUCCCAGCGCUGUGAAGUGAACAGGAAGGCCAGCGUAGGAGGUUGUAUCAUCAACACCUGUGGCUGGGUGAAGGGCUCUGGAUACCAGGCUCUCGUCCACUGUGCCUCAACCUUUCAGGUUGAUGUGGUUCUGGUGUUGGACCAUGAGAGGCUCUACAAUGAACUCAAAAGAGACCUCCCUCACUUUGUGCGCGUUGUGCUCCUACCAAAGUCCGGGGGAGUGGUGGAACGCUCCAAGGAGUGUCGGCGGGAUGCUCGGGAUGAGAAGAUCCGUGAGUAUUUCUACGGCUUUCGUGGAGUCACCUACUACCCUUUUUCUUUUGAAGUGCGUUUCUCAGACGUUCGCAUCUACAAAAUUGGGGCCCCAUCCAUCCCGGACUCGUGUCUGCCACUGGGAAUGUCUCAGGAUGACACACAGCUAAAACUGGUGCCUGUGACUCCAGGUAGAGACCUCACGUACCAUGUCCUAAGUGUGAGCAGCGCUGAGGAUGGAGACGAAGGUGCUAGAAAGGGUAUAGUGGAGAGCCCUGUGUGUGGCUUUAUUGUGGUGACUCAUGUAGAUACUCAGGCACAGGUGAUGAAAGUGCUCUCCCCAGCACCUAGACCCCUGCCCAGACAUACUCUGCUCAUCAUGGACAUCCGCUUCAUGGAUAUGAAAUGAAGCAAGACCUCAGAGAAGAAGACUUGGCAAGUGGGGAUCGUGUCAAGGGGAGAAGUCCUGUUGGGUUUCCUUUUUAUUAUAAGGUUAUCUUGUUUGUACAUUACAGAAAAAAAUAGAUUCAAGUAUUGAAAUUAGGAAUUGAUAUGGUUGAUAUUAAUCUUGUUUUCAGUUGAGAUCCAGUUUCAUACAUUUUAUGAUUGAAUUUCUGCUUCUUCAAAGACAGGAUGAUGAGGGGCUAAAAGACUAAAACAGUCAUCUAUAAGCUGGGAAUUUAACAAUUGCUGUAUCCCUAACAGAAAUGGAAAGAAGCUGUAAAUAAUAGAGCAGAUUGCAUAGAUGGCUGUGGAAAAUUAUGUAUUAUAAAAGCAGGAAUAUUUUUUUUCAGAAUCUGUUUUAUAAACAUUUUU
Molecule: messenger RNA, 1828 nt
Organism: Archocentrus centrarchus (flier cichlid)
Lineage: Eukaryota; Metazoa; Chordata; Actinopteri; Cichliformes; Cichlidae
Gene: clp1
Product: cleavage factor polyribonucleotide kinase subunit 1
Exons: 6
Coding region: 96-1421 (441 amino acids)
Biological process (GO): mRNA 3'-end processing; tRNA splicing, via endonucleolytic cleavage and ligation
Cellular component (GO): mRNA cleavage factor complex; nucleus
Molecular function (GO): polynucleotide 5'-hydroxyl-kinase activity
Source: RefSeq, a predicted model, not a curated record